Molecule: messenger RNA, 1299 nt
Organism: Miscanthus lutarioriparius
Lineage: Eukaryota; Viridiplantae; Streptophyta; Magnoliopsida; Poales; Poaceae
Source: the annotation of a GenBank genome assembly
AUGCGGAAGAAGGGGCGGGCGGUGCCGGAGUGGCUCAACAGUCCAAUUUGGUCCGCGACCCCGCCCGCGCCCGCCCCGCCGGACCCCUACGGCGUCGACCUUGCCCCGCCGCCGCCCCUAAAGCCGCCGCCGCCAGCUGUUGCCCCUCCCGUACCUCCGCCGCCGUCGUACGAGCAGGCCGUAGGGGCGGGUGGUGGCCGAGGGGAUGAGGAGGACGAGGGCGCCGGGGCGGUGAUACGGGCGCAGCUGCUCUCCGACUUCAAGGCCGCGCUGUCGAAGAAGGUGGUGAACAUGGGAGAGCUGCGGCGCUUAGCCUGCCUCGGCGUUCCCGACGGCGGUGGUGGUGUCCGACCUGUUGUCUGGAAGCUUCUUUUGGGGUAUUUGCCAACUGAUCGUUCCUUGUGGGCUUAUGAGUUAGAAAAGAAGUGGAGUCAAUAUAGUGCAUACAAAGAAGAGUUUCUUCUAAAUCCUUCAGAAAAACUACGAAGGAUGGAGGAAACAAAGCUGUCGAGAAAGAAAGAAUUAAAUAUUGAGAGGAUUGGCUUUCUUCCGAGAUUAGAAGUUACUAAUGAAGAGCAUCCUUUAAGCUCUGGUAAAUCUAGCUUGUGGAAUCAAUAUUUUCAGGAUUCAGAGAUACUGGAACAGAUAGACCGAGAUGUAAAGCGAACGCAUCCUGAUAUUUCAUUUUUCUCAUCAAAGUCUAACCAGGAAUCUCUGAGGAGGAUUCUAAUUAUAUUUUCAAAAUUGAACCCCAGUAUAAGAUAUGUGCAAGGGAUGAAUGAAGUUUUGGCACCUCUAUUUUAUGUAUUCAAGAAUGACCCUGACCCAAGCAGCUCAGCGUCAGCUGAAGCAGACACGUACUUUUGCUUUGUCGAAUUGUUGAGCGGCUUUAGAGAUAACUAUUGCAAGCAUCUUGACAGUAGCAGCGUGGGUAUCCGAUCUACACUUUCGAAAUUAUCACAACUAUUGAAGCGGCAUGAUGAGGAACUAUGGCGUCACAUGGAGGUCACCACAAAGGUUUACCCACAAUAUUAUGCGUUUAGAUGGAUCACACUGUUGUUGACAAUGGAGUUCAGCUUUAAUGUGUGUAUACAUAUCUGGGAUGCUAUCUUGGGUGAUCCAGAAGGCCCAUCGGACACAUUAAUGAGGAUAUGCUGUGCCAUGCUCAUCCUAGUCCGGAAGCGCCUCUUAGCUGGAGACUUCACCGCCAAUAUCCAGCUGCUGCAACAUUACCCAGCCACCAACAUCGAUCACCUCCUCCACAUCGCCAACCGGUUGAGAGGGACCGUAGCCGGCUAG